Molecule: messenger RNA, 1866 nt
Organism: Brachypodium distachyon (stiff brome)
Lineage: Eukaryota; Viridiplantae; Streptophyta; Magnoliopsida; Poales; Poaceae
Product: protein UPSTREAM OF FLC
Exons: 2
Coding region: 230-1519 (429 amino acids)
Source: RefSeq, a predicted model, not a curated record
AGCACCUCAAACUUACUCAUUCAUUGUGCUAGCUCGCCUCACUCACAAAGUCACAAGUUUGAACCCAUUCCGCCGCCACUCAUUCAUUCACACCUCACCUUCCAGUCGCACGGAGUAUAUAGAUAGCCCGCCCGGUCGGAACCAGCUGACGUUGUGCCACGCUCUCACUAGCAGCAGCACCUGUCACUCCACUCCACUCCCCUCCAAUUAAGCUCCCGAUCCAUCAUCCAUGGCCAGCAGCUCCCGAGGCCGCUGGGCGAGCCCCGACCGGACUAUCGUCUGGACAGAGCCUCCCAAGCCCACCAGCUCCACCCGCCGUGCCCCGGCGCCGAAGAAGAAGGCGACCGCGGCGGUGGUGUACUACCUGUCCCGCGAGGACGGCCAGCUCGACCACCCGCACUUCAUGGAGGUGCCGCUCUCCUCGCCGCACCGAGGCCUGAGCCUCCAGGACGUGCUGGCCCGCCUCGCCCUGCUCCGCGGCGCCGCCAUGGCGGGCGCCUACUCGUGGUCCUCCAAGCGCGGCUACCGGAACGGCUACGUCUGGCACGACCUCGCCGCCGACGACCUCGUCCACCCCGCCAAUGACAAGGACGGAACCGAGGAGUACGUCCUCAAGGGGUCCAAGCUCCUCGUGCCGCCGCGCCCGCGCGACGCCUCCGCUGGUUCUUCUUCCUCUUCGUCUUCCAGCUGCCUCGUCCAGGAGCAGGAGCCGGAGGGCAAGACAAAGACGCCCAUGGCGACCGGCAGGGCUGGGCGCCGGAAGAACUGGAGCUCGUUUGACCUCGGCGAGUACAGGGUGGCCGCAGCCGUGCAUCCCGGCGCCGACGCUGCCACGCAGACGGAGGACAGGCGGCGCCGGAUUCCUAGGGAGCCGGCGGCGACGGAGCUGGGCGCGGACGAGAUCUCGCCGCCGCCGUCGUCCAGCAGCCCCGACACGCUCGAGACGCUCAUCAACCACGACGCCCGCCUCGCCGCCGCCUCUGCAGCAGUCGCCAUAGCGGCGCCGCAGCGCGAGGCGGCAGAGGCCGAACGGGUGGUGGGCGUGAUCGCGGGCGGGAGGAUGCGCGCGUCGGCGGUGCUCAUGCAGCUCAUCUCCUGCGGCUCCAUCCCCGCCGCCGCCAAGCCCAAGCACCAGCGGAGUCGUCUCCCGCGAGGCCGCUCCGACCUCAGCUCCCGCGUGGACGCCAGCUUCUCCUCGGGCUCCGGCAGCAGCAUUGCCAUAGGAGGCAUGGGCAUGGACAGGGAGUACUUCAGCGGCAGCCUCGUCGAGACCACCACCAACAACAAGAGCCUCGACCGCGACGGCGCCGGCGCCGGCAGCGAGCUCAAGAGGUCGUCCUCCUACAAUGCCGACAGUGUGGGCGUGUCGUGCAGGGGCAGCAGUAAGCUGGAGCUGGCAGAGAAGGAGGUGGACGGCGUCCGCGCACGCUGCAUCCCAAGGAAAUUGCCCAGCAGCAACAGCAAGUUAGCACCAGCAGCUGGGGCGCAGACACAAGGCACGGACGGAGCACAGCCCUGACUCAAUCAAGAUCCAAAGGCAAGAAACGCCGGUAACCAAAUGCCAUGUCCCUGUGUUGAUUCAUCCUUGGACAACUCUCUCAUCAACUUCAGACUUUCUUCCUUCACGGCAGUAGGUGUGUGUGCCAGCGUGGGUACUGGUAGCAGGCAGUUAGGCACAUAGGUAGCCUGUGCAAAGUGGUGUCCGAACCUGAACCUGAAUCGUCAAUUUCAGACUUUCAAAGUGUACGUCUGUACUACGGCAUUAUUUAUUGGCACCGUUGGUCUGUGUGUUGCCUCAACUGUAUGCAUGAGUCUGAAAUUCCUGAAUGAACAAAACAUCGCCUGCAGUGCCGGUGUUUGACUUUC